Molecule: messenger RNA, 1054 nt
Organism: Jaculus jaculus (lesser Egyptian jerboa)
Lineage: Eukaryota; Metazoa; Chordata; Mammalia; Rodentia; Dipodidae
Gene: Dguok
Product: deoxyguanosine kinase
Exons: 7
Coding region: 65-898 (277 amino acids)
Biological process (GO): nucleobase-containing compound metabolic process
Cellular component (GO): mitochondrion; cytoplasm
Molecular function (GO): ATP binding; deoxyguanosine kinase activity
Source: RefSeq, a predicted model, not a curated record
GAGCAGAGUAUCAAGGGCGGAAGUGCGCUGGGCGGAAGUGGUCGCUGAGCUAAGCUUGAGUGGGAUGUUCGCGGGUCUGUUGCUUCUAAGUCGGCUUCGGGCGCCCUUCUUUUCCAUGGCUCAGCACCCGUGGGAGUGCGCGCCCCCGUCCAGGGGCCUUCACGAGGGGCGCGGUCCCCGAAGACUGUGCAUCGAAGGCAACAUUGCUGUGGGAAAGUCCACCUUUGUGAAGUUGCUCAGGAAAACUUACCCAGAGUGGCACACAGCUACAGAACCUGUAGCAACAUGGCAGAAUAUCCAGGCUUCUGGCAUCCAAAACGCUGACACUGCCCAAAGUCUUGGAAACUUGCUCAACAUGAUGUACAGGGAACCAGCGCGAUGGUCAUACACAUUCCAGACAUUUUCCUUUAUGAGCCGCCUGAAAGUACAACUGGAGCCGUUCCCCAAGAAACUUAUCCAGACCAAGAAGCCCAUUCAGAUCUUUGAGAGGUCUGUGUACAGUGACAGGUAUGUCUUUGCGAAGAAUCUUUUUGAAAAUGGUUCCCUGAGUGACAUUGAAUGGCACAUCUAUCAGGACUGGCAUUCUUUUCUCCUGCAGGCAUUUGCCAAUCGUGUCUGUGUACAUGGCUUCAUCUAUCUCCAGGCUUCUCCCCAGAUUUGUUUGAAGAGACUGUACCAGAGGGCCAGGGUGGAAGAGAAGGGCAUCCAGUUGGCCUAUCUUGAGCAGCUACAUGGACAGCACGAAGACUGGUUUAUUCACAAGUCAACCAAGUUGCACUUUGAGGCUCUGCAGAGUGUUCCAGUGUUGGUGCUGGAUGUCACUGAUGAUUUUUCUGAAGAAGUCGUCAAACAAGAAGAGCUCAUGAGAAAGGUAGACACCUUUGUAAAGAACCUGUAACCAAUAGACCUUCUGACUGAUUUGGGCUCUCUUUCUGAAGCUAGAAAUGUUGAAUUCUUUCUAUCUCUGUCCCCUUUGCCCUUCAAGCACUCUCUGAAAAUCAUGGAUCUGGUCUGUGCUAUGUUUAGACUGCCGUUGUCUUUUUUUUUUUUUUCU